Aspergillus novofumigatus IBT 16806 is the source of this 837-nucleotide messenger RNA. RefSeq lists its product as uncharacterized. Lineage: Eukaryota; Fungi; Ascomycota; Eurotiomycetes; Eurotiales; Aspergillaceae. Bases 1 to 837 code for a protein of 278 amino acids. The record is from RefSeq and is a predicted model, not a curated record. The transcript is spliced from 5 exons.
AUGAGCUCCGGAGCUGGCUGUCCAGUUGCGGCUGUCAACAACAGCAAUCACCUGAGGGUGUAUACCCAGGAUCCAAGCGGCGGUAUUCGCGAGAGUGCAUAUGAAAAUAGAUGGUACCCUGGCGGGAUAAUUGCCAACUGCAAGUCGGGUUCUCCCCUCGCUGCUACAUCCCUGGCGCUUGACAGUGAGGCAGCCCACGACGCUACCUCUGGCUGGUACACGGGUGCAUUGAACAACAACAACUUCCAAGUCGCAGCCAACAGCACCGUGGGAGCCGCUUACCUUGCGGGAACCCAAGCGCUCCGAGUCUAUGCCCAGUCGCCCGAUAAUUCAAUCCAAGAAUACGGAUGGGAUGAAUGGCAGACUCUCUCUAACCUGGGCGCGGCACUCCCUGGAACAGCCAUAGCCGUUACGUCCUUCUCGCAGCCUAACCAGGCAAUAAGACUGUACUUCCAAGACACCCAAAACAAUCUGGUUGAGAUGGCCCACGAUUCCGAUUCAGGCUGGAACCCUGGCAGCUUUUCGGUCCCCAAUGCCAGCCCUGGAACCGCUCUCGCCGUUACCACUACGGAAGAUGGCAGCAUUCAUGUUUACUACGGUGGUUCUAACAAUAGUACCCUGGAGAAAGUCCAUGAUUCUAACUCAGGUUGGUAUGACGGCGCCUUCUCCCAGACCGGCAUGCCUGGAAGCCAGGUUGCCGCCAUAAAUUGGGGCACUGGCAGCGGGUUGAAUAUCCGCGUGUAUUUCCAGCAGCCACAAUCUGUGCCCGGGGUGUCGGAGUAUCAGUAUGUAAAUGGCAACUGGACGGCUGGACAGAUACCCAUUCCGCCUGCAUAA